Oryzias latipes (Japanese medaka) is the source of this 1577-nucleotide messenger RNA. RefSeq names its product glutamate receptor, ionotropic, N-methyl D-aspartate-associated protein 1b (glutamate binding) (gene grinab). Gene Ontology annotation, cellular component: Golgi apparatus; membrane; endoplasmic reticulum. Gene Ontology annotation, biological process: negative regulation of apoptotic signaling pathway. The record is from RefSeq and is a predicted model, not a curated record. Lineage: Eukaryota; Metazoa; Chordata; Actinopteri; Beloniformes; Adrianichthyidae.
UGUCCUCGUGAACGCAACCACUUCCGUGAUACAUAGAGACGAUAGUUUCGUUCUCACGGUGGAUGUGUACUUUUGGGCAGCUUCAUUUCUUUCAACAACGGAGAAGGAGCGACACACACACACUGUGAAAAAGCCAACUUGGAGUUACAAGCUUACUUCAGACAUGAGCACUGAGAAGACCCUGUACACCCCCUCGCAGACGGGACCACAUGCUUCUACCGCCUAUCUAACGUUUCCAAUACCGAAUGACAUGAGCGCGCCUGUCCAACAAAUGCCCAGAGGACCCGCCGCACCUGGUGCUGCCUUCCCUCCACCACCCUAUGGAAUGAUGUCCAGCACACCUGAUGCAACCUUCCCUCCACCAUCCUAUGGAAUGAUAUCCAGAGGAUAUGACAACCCGUGUUCUGAACCAUAUUCCUCACCUGACCCAGUCUUUUCCAAUACUUACGGAGGUGAUGCCUACCAUGGCGAGGAAGCCCCACCGCCUUUCCAUGACAAUCAAGACUUUAUGAUCGGAUUAGACAACAAGAGCAUCAGAAGGGCUUUCGUUAGAAAGGUGUUCCUGGUGUUAACGGCGCAGCUGAUGGUGACAUUUGCUUUUGUGGCUAUUUUCACUUUUGUGAAAGAAGUCAAGGCAUUUGUCAAGGUGAACAUUUGGACUUACAUCGUGUCGUACGUCAUCUUCAUCGUCGCGCUUUUAGCCAUCAGCUGCUGUGGGAAUCUUCGCCGGAAACACCCUUGGAACUUGGUCGCUUUGUCCAUCCUGACACUAAGCAUGUCCUACAUGGUGGGAAUGAUAGCAAGUUUCCAUGACACUGAUUCGGUGAUCAUGGCAGUUGGCAUCACAGCAGUUGUGUGCUUCACAGUGGUCAUCUUCUCCCUGCAGACCAAAUACGACUUCACUUCCUGCUACGGAGUGCUUUUUGUCUGCCUGAUUGUUCUGAUCAUCUUUGGCUUCCUCUGCAUCUUCAUCCAAAACAAAAUCUUGGAAAUCGUGUAUGCGGGACUCGGAGCAUUACUCUUCACCUGCUUCCUGGCUGUGGACACUCAGCUGCUGCUUGGCAACAAGGAGCUGUCCCUGAGCCCAGAGGAAUAUGUCUUUGCCGCUCUGAACCUUUACCUAGACAUCAUCAACAUCUUCCUCUACAUUCUGGCCAUCGUUGGAAGAGCAAGCAACAGCUGAGCAGAAAGCAGGAACCGAAAUAUAUUGAAACAGAAAUCCUUGGUUCACAGAUGCUGUUGUCAUGCUAACAACCUUUUCUGCUUUUGUUCUACAUGUUAUGAUUACAUAGUUACAGAUAACUUUUAUGUAACCCCAUCUGAAGUACUUUUUCCAGAAAUCCUCUUCAGGGUGUGCUCUAAACAUGUACUUUGAUUAUUGUUUGGUUGUGUCUCUGAAAUCUAUAUAAAUAUAACCUGCAGUGGGUAUUAAGUGUGUAUUCUAUGCUACUCAGAAUUAAUUAAAGUGUUAAAAUCUGACAAACUCUUAAAUUCAUGCUGCCAGAUUUUUCCCAGGUUUGUUCUGGUUCACAGGUUUCAUUGCCCAAAACAUUAAAAGAUUAUUUAAAAAACAGAAA